AUGAUGUCUCUCAGACCAUCAAGAAGCGCUCUGCGCACUCUGCCCACACAGAGACCGCUGGCUUCCAGUCGGAGGCAAUUUUCUGCGACUUCGAUUGUCGGCGCCAUCUCGCCCCACCGCGCCUCUCGUCCUUCUGUGAUCUCAAAGCGAGAAUCCAGUACUGCCACUGCGUCCUCAGAAGCUCGUCCCGUACCCAGCCCGGCAUUUAACCAAGACUCGCCACGCACCAAUGUGUCUCCCUUGGAGAACAGAAAAUUACCCGAGCUCGAUGACUCGUUCGUCGGACUGACUGGUGGUGAAAUUUUCCACGAGAUGAUGCUCCGCCAGGGAGUGAAACACGUCUUCGGUUAUCCUGGAGGCGCCAUCCUUCCGGUUUUCGACGCCAUCUACAACUCAAAGCACUUUGAUUUCAUCCUACCCCGCCAUGAACAGGGUGCCGGCCAUAUGGCCGAAGGGUAUGCUCGCGCUUCCGGUCUUCCUGGUGUCGUCCUGGUCACGUCCGGUCCAGGCGCGACGAAUGUCAUAACCCCCAUGCAGGAUGCUCUCUCCGAUGGAACACCCAUGGUCGUCUUCUGCGGUCAAGUGCCGACUUCCGCCAUUGGUACCGAUGCUUUCCAGGAAGCUGAUGUCGUUGGUAUCUCGCGUGCCUGCACAAAAUGGAACGUGAUGGUGAAGAGCGUGGCUGAGCUCCCUCGCCGUAUCAAGGAGGCCUUUGAGAUCGCAACGAGCGGUCGCCCUGGCCCUGUCCUCGUUGACCUCCCCAAGGAUAUCACCGGCGGUAUUCUCCGAAAACCGAUCCCCAUGAACAGCACUCUCCCAUCUCACCCAAGCGCCGCCAGCCACGCUGCACGUGAGAUUGGCCGCCACCAGCUUGAGAGCGCUCUCACCCGAGUUGCGUCUCUUGUUAACAAGGCCGAAAAGCCUAUUCUCUACGUCGGCCACGGUAUGCUUGCUCGACCUGAUGGCCCGCAACUUCUCAAGGAAUUCGCCGACAAGACUUGCAUUCCUGUUACCACAACCCUUCAGGGCCUGGGAGGAUUUGAUGAACUCGACCCCAAGUCUCUCCACAUGUUGGGAAUGCACGGAUCUGCCUAUGCCAACAUGGCAAUGCAAGAGGCCGAUCUGAUCAUCGCCCUUGGAGCUCGAUUUGACGACCGUGUCACCCUUAACAUUGCUCGGUUUGCUCCACAAGCCAGAGCUGCCGCUGCCGAGGGUCGGGGUGGAAUCGUCCAUUUCGAGGUCAUGCCCAAGAACAUCAACAAGGUGGUUGAAGCCACUGAAGCUGUCGAGGGUGACUGCGCUGAAAACUUGGCGCUCCUUCUGCCCAAGGUCAAACAGGUUGCCGAACGACCAGAAUGGUUUGCCCAGUUGAACGACUGGAAAACUCGUUUCCCACUGUCUCUGUAUGAGAAGGAAACUGCCGAUGGACCUAUCAAGCCCCAGGCUGUCAUUGAGAAGCUGAGCAAUUUGACGAAUUCUAUCAAGGACCGCACAAUUAUUACGACUGGUGUUGGUCAACAUCAAAUGUGGGCUGCACAGCACUUCCGCUGGCGCUAUCCUCGCUCCAUGAUCACUUCAGGAGGUCUCGGAACCAUGGGUUUCGGAUUGCCUGCCGCCAUUGGUGCCAAGGUUGCCCGCCCCGAGGCCCUGGUUGUUGACAUCGACGGUGAUGCCUCUUUCAACAUGACUUUGACGGAAUUGUCAACCGCUGCCCAGUUCAACAUUGGUGUGAAGGUGAUUAUCUUGAACAACGAGGAGCAGGGUAUGGUCACGCAAUGGCAGAACCUGUUCUACGAAGAUCGCUAUGCCCACACCCAUCAGAAGAACCCCGACUUUGUGAAGGUGUCGGAAGCCAUGGGAGUUCAGGCCCAACGGUGCUCGCGGCCCGAUGAGGUCGAAGAGAAACUGAAAUGGCUCAUCGAAAGCGAUGGCCCGGCUUUGUUGGAAGUUUUCACCGACAAGAAAGUCCCUGUCCUACCAAUGGUCCCGGCCGGUAGCGCUCUUCACGAGUUCCUCAUAUACGACGAAGCCAAGGAGAAAGAGCGAAAAGCCUUGAUGAAGAAGCGAGGCGUUGUUUUCUGA
Molecule: messenger RNA, 2082 nt
Organism: Talaromyces rugulosus
Lineage: Eukaryota; Fungi; Ascomycota; Eurotiomycetes; Eurotiales; Trichocomaceae
Exons: 5
Coding region: 1-2082 (693 amino acids)
Biological process (GO): L-valine biosynthetic process
Cellular component (GO): mitochondrion; acetolactate synthase complex
Molecular function (GO): flavin adenine dinucleotide binding; thiamine pyrophosphate binding; acetolactate synthase activity
Source: RefSeq, a predicted model, not a curated record